AAACCACAUUGAAUGAAUGCAUUAUAAGGUUGGAAGGUUGCAUGAGAACCACACACUCGAAACCAAAAGAUAUCUAUCUACAAACCCAUUUACUGUUCUGCAAAUUAAAAAGAUCGAUCGAUCAUAUCAGCCAUGAAAAAUGCUUCUCUAUAACACCAUUAUUUCAGCUCGCCAUGUUCACACCCACUUCACUCUCAAACCCACCACCCACCGCCACUACAAAAGCCUCGCCGUCGUAGCCCAGGAACAACAACCCCCCAUAGCCGCCGCCGCGAAGUUCUCCAUCUCCGAUGAGGAGCUCCAGUCCCGAGGCUUCAACCUCCACACCACCUUCACCAACCUCAACCUAGACCACCUCAACUCCGUGUUCGCCGCCGUGGGGUUCCCCCGCCGCGACACCGCCAAGAUACAGCUGGCGUUGGAGCACACCGACGCGCUGCUGUGGGUGGAGCACCAGAAGGCUAAGCGGCCGGUGGCGUUCGCCAGAGCCACCGGCGACGGCGUCUUCAAUGCAAUCAUCUGGGACGUCGUGGUGGACCCCAGCUUCCAAGGGAUUGGCCUGGGGAAGGCUGUCAUGGAGAGGAUCGUCACCAAGCUGUUAGACAAGGGUAUUACUAACAUUGCCCUCUAUUCGGAGCCCCGGGUUCUCGGCUUCUAUCGCUCCCUGGGUUUUGUAGCCGACCCGGAUGGCAUUAGGGGAAUGGUGUAUUCAAGAAAACAAAAAAAGAAAAGGUGAUUCAAAAAAAAAAAAAAAAAACACAAUUGUACUCAGUUCAACAUUUCUGAUAUGUUACAAGCAAAGGUUUUUCGCAUUUUUUUUUGGAUUGAAAAGCAAUAAGUUUUAACAAUUUUUUAGUACAUAUAUUUGAGUGGCGAGGAAAAUUUGAGUAUGCAUUGGUUAAA
This is a messenger RNA of Ipomoea nil (Japanese morning glory), 903 nucleotides long. Its product is annotated as serotonin N-acetyltransferase 2, chloroplastic. The coding region runs from base 140 to 736 and encodes 198 amino acids. NCBI's taxonomy places the organism in Eukaryota, Viridiplantae, Streptophyta, Magnoliopsida, Solanales, Convolvulaceae. Gene Ontology annotation, cellular component: cytoplasm. Gene Ontology annotation, molecular function: N-acetyltransferase activity. The record is from RefSeq and is a predicted model, not a curated record. The transcript is spliced from 2 exons.